AUGGGGACUUUCCUAACCUUUGCCCUUCUGCUAGGACUGUCCUCUCCAGCCUCCAUCCCUCGGCUCCCUCAGAGAAACAGUCUUGAACAAUUAAUGGAAACUGUAGCCCAAACCUUUAAUUUGACUUACUGUUGGGUCUGUGGAGGACCCCAGCAGUUGGAGAACUGGCCCUGGGUCCCUGUUCCUGUAAGCCCGGCUCAGAUACUUAGUAAAAGGUCUGAAGUCCACCUGCGUGAACAACCUUCUACGCAUGCGCACCGUUGGUACAUUGUGCUAGGCGUGGAAGAGAGUCGGGGAGAGGCGGUAGCCAUGGAGUCUUCGUCAAGCGUUGGGGAAGACGGAGGCGGUUGUUUCAGAAAGGAAUCAGAAGGAAACCUACAACCUAGGACUGAAGACAUAAUGAGCAAAAUCAAUGAACUGCAACAAGCUAAGAAAAUUGCAAAUAAGGAACUCUGUGAUUCGCAGGCCCGCAGGCAAUCCCUGCAGAAAGAGCUAGAUGAAGUGAGCUUAGAGGAGACACGACUGAAGGAAAUCUUGAGCGAGAAGCAAGAAACUCUGAAGAUCCUUCACCUGCACUGCCAGGAGAAAGAAACUGAGGCAGUAAGACAGCAGGCAGUGUGUGAGGGAUACAAGAAGAGGAUAAGAGAACUGAAUUCCAAGAUCCAGGAAGAAAAACUGAAGAAAAGGAAUCAGAGAAUGGAGUUUGGCGAGCAACUAGAGGAAAUGAUGGAGAAGAAUAAGACCCUCUGGGAAUUCCAUAAGGCAGACAAACUGUCCCAGGAAAUCAGUAACAUCAACAACAGCAAGGAACAGCUCCUGAUGGAGGAAAGGCUAACUCAGGAGAAGCUUGAUAGUGUCCAGAAGCAGCUGGACAUGCUGACCCAGACUGAGGCCAAGACUGAAGCUACAGCUGUCACCAGUGUGGAUGCCUUCUUGUGCAGUGAGGAAGCUGCUGCAGCUGUGCAACUGUUUAAGGAAGAAAACAAGAAAGCCACAGAAUUCCUGGAGGCAGCCUGCCUACGCUAUCAUCAGCUGCAACAGAAGUACGAAAGGCUGAAGAGGGAGCUAGAAUCUGUUGACAUCAGAGCAUCCAAGGAGACACCAACAGCAGAGGCUGCUGAAGGGGAAAGUGGCAUCGUUACCAAGUCUGUCAUGGAGCUUCCUGGGACACAGAAGAAAGAUCAAGAAGUCAGGCCUGGUCCUGGCAAAGAUCCUGCCUAA
Trichosurus vulpecula (common brushtail) is the source of this 1221-nucleotide messenger RNA. Its product is annotated as synaptonemal complex central element protein 1-like. Bases 1 to 1221 code for a protein of 406 amino acids. The record is from RefSeq and is a predicted model, not a curated record. NCBI's taxonomy places the organism in Eukaryota, Metazoa, Chordata, Mammalia, Diprotodontia, Phalangeridae. The transcript has 13 exons. Gene Ontology annotation, cellular component: synaptonemal complex. Gene Ontology annotation, biological process: synaptonemal complex assembly.